AUGAUCAAGUUAAGGCCAAAGAGGCUAUUCAGAAGCAGCUCUAAACUUAGCACUGGUGGCGCCACCCAUGGUGAUGGUGGAGCGGCCGUAAAGGGCUGUGGAGUCAAUGGUGGCGAGAUCAAAUGGGAACUACGUCCUGGAGGUAUGCUUGUCCAAAAGAGAGAUUAUAAAGAAAGUGACAAUGAAGUGAUGAUCACAAUUAGAGUCUCCACAGUUUCCCAGUGGCACGAUAUAUCUAUCCAAGCAACCUCAACUUUUGGGGAAUUAAAGAUGAUUUUGUCAAUAUUAACAAAUUUGGAACCAAAAGAGCAAAGGCUAUUAUUCAAAGGGAAAGAAAGGGAAGACAAUGAAUAUUUGCACAUGGUUGGGGUAAUAGACAAAGACAAGGUUCUGAUGUUAGAAGAUCCAGCCAUCAAAGAGAGGAAGCUUGUCGGGUUGACGGGUCGCCAAGUGAUCGGGUCACCUUAUCGAACCAUCACUGUCUAA
Molecule: messenger RNA, 486 nt
Organism: Fraxinus pennsylvanica
Lineage: Eukaryota; Viridiplantae; Streptophyta; Magnoliopsida; Lamiales; Oleaceae
Source: the annotation of a GenBank genome assembly